AUGAUCCCAGCUCCUUCUCCAGUCGUUCAAGCAAGUAUUCAAACCCAAACUCUGAAGAAGCAACUUCAACCGCAGCAUAUUGAAAAGAAGAGACAGCCGAGUCAGCCAAAUGUCGAAAAACAUGGAAAGCCCACCCCCGCCAAGUCUACCAAGCCUCCAGUCGACUAUCAGGUUCUGCUGUUGUCCCUGGCCGAUGAAUAUCUAAAUGCUGCUCAUGCGCAUGGAACAACGACCUCAUUGACCGCUCGUGAGACGGAUGUCGAGGAAUAUUACAAGCUGGUUGCUACCGGAUUGGGCUGUUUGGAGGCUGUCUUGAAGAACUGGCGAUUGCAACCUCGCAAAGAAGCCCUUGUUAGACUUCGCUAUGCGCGUACAUUGUUCGAGGAAACAGACAAUGACAUCGAAGCGGAAACAGCAUUGAGUAAAGGGAUCGAUCUUUGUGAACGAAACCGUAUGCUUGACUUGAAAUACAGCAUGCAACACCUCUUGGCACGGAUGCUCCACAAAAGCAACCCUAAAGCAUCCUUGAAGGCAGUCGAUGGGAUGAUUCAGGAUGUGGAAGCGUACCGCCAUGCCGCAUGGGAGUAUGCAUUUCGUUUCCUUCGAGUAUCACUGUCAUUGUCAUCUCCGUCACACCAAGACUCUGUGCAAGCGUUACAGCAUCUUCACAAAAUUACGGCUAUGGCUAGUCGUAACGGGGACAAGGCUGUUUCAGCAAUGGCCGCUGUCAUCGAAUCACUUGCACACUUGCAGCAAGCGACAAAUGCCGAUUCUAUCGAGCAGGCACAGCGCGCUGUGGCUGCCGCGCGAAGUCAUCAACUGAACGAUGAACUUCGCCAUAUACCCCAACUCACAACCUUGAUUCAAAUGGUUGAUAUCUGUUGCAGUCUUCUAGAGUACGACGUCAACCAGUCUGGGCAGAAGCUGAAGGUCAUGCAGGCUUUGAUGGACGAAACAUUGAGCGACAGCAACUGGCGUCCCGAUGGAUCCUUUUCAGUCCCUCUCAACGGCAAAUCUGCUGGGCCGUCAUCCAUCGACACCGGUGACAUCUUGCAGGUUCAUAAUGGGACUUUGCUACUAAGUUUCAACUGGCUUCCUCAGCACGAUCUUUAUGCGCUUUGCUAUUUCUUAAGCUCAAUCACGCUCAGUGCCAAGAACUCAUAUGACGGCCGGAAAGCAGAGAAAUAUCUUGAGGAAGGACUUCGAAUGGUUCAAGGCAAUUUCAGGGCCCCCCAAGAAAUUUCAGAAUCCAUGGUCAAUGCCAACCGUCGGGUUCAGUGGCGUCAGUCCCUUUACUGCAACCUUCUCCUCCAACGAGUCUUCCUAGCCUGCGCUCGAACCGAUUGGGAUCUUGCCAGCCAGACCCUCAACGACCUUCGACAAGUCUUCGAAGAGCUUGGUUCCAACCUCCCGGAUACCAUCGAAUGUCUGAUGGAGUAUGCCGCCGGUACCAUCGUACAAGCCACUGGCGAUCUCGAGGCCGCGCUGAAUAUAUUCCAAUCACCAAUUCUGUCACUAGACCCCGCUACCAGCAAGACAGGACGUAAUGACCCCUGUCGUGAUACGCGCAUCCUCGCCGGUCUCAACACAGUUCUCAUUCUCCGUGAUCCAAAUCACCCGUCGCACUCACUGCUCAGCGCUGUUCUAGCAACCCUCGAACCAUUCUGCCAAAACAGUCCAAACAAGUACAUACAAGCUGCCUACCACCUAGUCUGCGCAACCGUUCAUUCCGAGUCAACCAUCCAAACAAAACAGUACCUCCAGCAAGCCCUGCAGUCUGCCACCGCAAUCAGCAACAGCCAAAUCACCUGCAUGACCCUAACAUUCAUGAGCUGGAAGUACUUCCGCGGCGUGGUCGGCGAGCAAGCCGAGAAAAGCGCUCGCGCCGGCCGUGCAAUGGCUAAACGAGCUAAUGACCGUAUGUGGGCGAGUGUCACUGAUGACAUGCUGGCUGAAACCCUCGAGCGACAGGGCAAGGGCGAGGAAGCGCAGAGCGUCCGCGAGGAAGGUCAACGCUUGGUCUCGGGUCUUCCGCCCCGUCUGAGACGUUCAGCCUGA
This is a messenger RNA of Penicillium verrucosum, 2058 nucleotides long. RefSeq lists its product as uncharacterized. NCBI's taxonomy places the organism in Eukaryota, Fungi, Ascomycota, Eurotiomycetes, Eurotiales, Aspergillaceae. Gene Ontology annotation, molecular function: double-stranded DNA binding. The record is from RefSeq and is a predicted model, not a curated record. Bases 1 to 2058 code for a protein of 685 amino acids. Gene Ontology annotation, cellular component: chromatin; SMC loading complex. The transcript has 5 exons. Gene Ontology annotation, biological process: mitotic sister chromatid cohesion; maintenance of mitotic sister chromatid cohesion.